Messenger RNA from Drosophila eugracilis, 1798 nucleotides. Its product is annotated as pollen-specific leucine-rich repeat extensin-like protein 1. The record is from RefSeq and is a predicted model, not a curated record. Gene Ontology annotation, cellular component: nucleus. Bases 82 to 1479 code for a protein of 465 amino acids. The transcript has a single exon. Gene Ontology annotation, biological process: regulation of DNA-templated transcription. Lineage: Eukaryota; Metazoa; Arthropoda; Insecta; Diptera; Drosophilidae.
UCGAAUCGCAAAGAACUAACCCAAGAACGCAAAAGCCACACCAAAAGCCCAGUGAAAGUCGAAAAGUGUUUGAAAGUGAAAAUGAAUCUACUCAUGGAUAGCUUGCCGUCGCAUGCGAAUCCCGGCCAGCGUCGCUCUACGCCGCCCCAGCACGCCGAGCUUAGGAUCUCCACAUCGCCACAACAAUCUCCCCAGCAAAAUUCAACGACAAAUCACAACAACAAUAAUGAGACACCCACAUCACCAGCUGGUGGAAAGACCACUCUGAAACGAGCCUUUGAUGUCGCCUUUCUGAUGAUGCCCGAUGAGCGGAUCAAGCAGAAGCAGGCCGAGAAGCAGGCACGUCUCCAGGAGGCACUGCAUCAUCAUCACCAUCAACAGCAGCAGCAGCAACACCAACAGCAGAUUAGUCACUAUCCCACAGAUUUGUCUCCUCGAGGAGCUCCUUCACAACCACCAUCCCCGGCGGCAUUGGAGUAUAUCAGUCUUUUGGAGGCACGCCAGCGAUAUCCUCAGAUCAGCAUUCGUUCCCCGAGGGUCUAUGAUGAUCCCAGUGUGAUUAUACCCCUUGUGGAUUCACCGGAGGCCCCGUCAACUUCUUCUCCACCACCGCCCAUGCGAAGUGCUUUCACCAAAGUCGCCUCCUCGUCGCUGUCCACUGCAUCAUCUUCUCCAUCAACAACUUCCCGAAUAGAAUCACCCGUGGAUGUUGGAGCCCCACCUUCGAGCCCCGAUCAGCUAAGCUGUCACUCGAUGAGUCCGCCAUUGGUAACGCCACCGCCAAGAACAAACAGUGGUGGCCAGAAUCCAAAUCCCCUGCCAGCCAAUCCCAUUGUGUACCACAACUUCCGGCCGGAGUAUCAGUUCAACGGCGCCUUCCAGGCGGUCAAUCCAAUGCAGGCCUUGCAGGCGCAGCAGCGACUCAAGCAACAGCUGCUUUAUACUCGACCUCCUGGACCGGGGAAUCCAAAUGCUGGAGGAGCUCCUAUGCCAGGAAAUUCACCACCUGGACCACCGUCGGAGUUUCUUCACGCCUAUCCGGGAUUUGCUCCGCCACCACAUCCAUUUGCAGUGUCUCAACCUUUGCAAAAUCCGGCUGCAGCUGCCAUACUCUCCACGCUGAUACCACCCACUCUGGCAUCCACCUUUACACUGACCGCUCAAAACGUAUGCGCCAAGUGCAACAUAAGUUUCCGGAUGACCAGCGAUCUGGUGUAUCAUAUGCGAUCCCAUCACAAAAGCGAGGUGGCCUGCGAUCCGAAUCGCCGCAAAAGGGAGGAGAAACUGAGAUGUCCCGUGUGCCAAGAGACUUUCAGGGAGCGUCACCAUCUAACCAGGCAUAUGACUGCCCACCAGGACAAGGCCAGUGAUCAUCAGCCUCAGCUGGAUGACUCAUCCUCUUCCGCCGGAGAUAACGAGAUCAUCAACGUGGUCGGAGGAACACCACCUGGUCGCAGAAUGGGUGGCAUGUCCAAAUGAUCGAAGCAUUUCUUCGGAUAUUUUUAAGGCAUCAUCUCCCCAAAGAACCCGUUGGUUUAACCCAUAAUACCCCGUUUUCGAUUGUGAUAUUAAUUUUAGUUUCCCCCACGCUCCGAUUUCAGUUCCCUUAGCCUUAAAUGUAGUGCAAUUUGUAUCUUAAAUAUGUAACUCGAUCUCCCUGUAUCUCAAUAAAUUCUCUGUCUUAUGCAGGAGACCCGAAAGGGUGUCUAGUUUGAUCAUUGUAAGAUAUUAUAGUCAUCAUAAGUUGCAGAUCUGCUAAUAUUAGCAUUCAAUGUGUGGCUGAAUGUUUCAAUAAAAA